Oreochromis niloticus (Nile tilapia) is the source of this 2601-nucleotide messenger RNA. RefSeq lists its product as uncharacterized. The transcript is spliced from 2 exons. The coding region runs from base 751 to 2196 and encodes 481 amino acids. NCBI's taxonomy places the organism in Eukaryota, Metazoa, Chordata, Actinopteri, Cichliformes, Cichlidae. The record is from RefSeq and is a predicted model, not a curated record.
CCCAACAAGCAGAACAAAGUGAAGGUAUCGAAGAAUAUGUAAGAAACAAUUUGUUAGCUGGGAGCUGGUAAUUCUAGUUGUAGCUGUUAGCUAAUGGCCUAUAGCUAACAGCUAUAGGCUAUUAGCAGUGAUGCCGGUAACGCGUUGCUUGGUAACGCGUUACUCUCAAUAUGACCACUUUUUCAGUAACGACUAAUCUAACGUGUUACUAUUUCCAUAACAGCAGUCAGAUUAAAGUUACUUGUCCAAACCACUGUGCGUUACUAUUUUUUUAAGCAAAAAGAUUUGGUUUCUUCUUUUCGUCUCGGCGGAUGACAAACGCAUACGUUUCGUGAAACGUCACAUAAGCGACAGGUCACAUUCCCCGCUCACAAGCAGCCAGCGACGUAAAAAAGUGUAAACAACAAUGGAGGGAGAGAGAUGUUCGUUCUUUAGCUGGAAAUAUGGUCACUAUUUUGAGUUUCUGUCAACUAAAGAUUUCAAUAUUAAGGUUCGUUGUACACUCUGUGUUGGCGAAAAAGUGUUAUCUACCUUCAAAAACACUACGUCAAACUUAAAGAAACAUUUGGAGUCGCAGCACGGCACAGUCAAACUCACAGAGAGAGUCCCACCAAGUGGUCCGAAGCAGAGAGCCGUGACUUCCGCAGAAGGUCCUACACCACCCAAACAACAAAAGUUGGACUUUGGUGCAAAACCAGUAAGUGAUGAAGAAUUGAAGAAGUUAUAUUGUAGAAGUAUAUUGUAGAAGAAAUGCUACCUAUAAACACUGUUGACUCGCCCUCAUUUCGUGCCAUAAUAAAAAAGAUCCCUACUUCUGUUAAUGCCGAGCUGCCUCACCGAACGACUUUUACUUCUUACUUGGAGAAGGAGUUUACAGAAAUGGAGAGAAAUUUGAAGGCCGCACUGAAUGAGAUUGACUUUGUUUCAACUACCGCAGAUAUUUGGACUGCUAACAACAGAAGCUAUAUGGGAGUAACGCUCCACUGGAUCAGUAGAACCACAUUAGAGCGCCACAAGGUUGCAUUAGCAUGUAGGGGAAUUCGUGGCAGACACAUGUAUGAUGUCAUUGGUGCAGAAAUCGAAAACAUUCACUCCUCUUAUGGAUUACUCAACAAAGUAGUUGCAACAGUUACUGAUAAUGGAUCCAACUUUGUUAAGGCGUUUCAAGUUUAUCAUACUGUCACGGAGUCCGAUGAUGAGACGGAGGAGGAAGAGUCCACCCCCAAAGACGAUGAUGUCACUUUUUCUGAUCUGUCAGAAAUCCUCUCGGCUGAGAAUGAAAGUGAUGGUCAGCUGUCUCUUCCCCCGCACCACAGGUGUGCUUCGCACACCAUCAACAUAAUUUGCACACGUGAUGUGGAGAAACAUUUAACAACCAAUGCAGAGAGCAGGGCUGUGUAUAGGAGCAGCACAGCAAAAUGCACAGCUCUUUGGACCAAAUCCAGUAGAUCUACACUUGCAUCAGAAACAGUGGAAGAAAUCAGCAAAAGAAAGCUCCUAAUACCAACGUCCACAAGGUGGAAUUCCUUUUUUGAUGCUGUAAAGAGAAUUGCAGAAAUCCCCACGGGUGAGCUGAAUACUCUGUGCACAAAGCUAGGACUGAAGUGCUUCAAAGAUCAAGAUUACCAGUUCCUGCAUGAGUACUGCAUGGCCAUGAAACCUCUGACUGCAGAACUGGACAUUUUACAAGACGACUGUCCAUAUGGAACUUUACUACCAACACUUGAAGUUCUGAUGCAGAAGACCCAGGCUGUGAAAGAUGACCUCUCCAGGAUGACUGCAGGCCUUCCAGAUGCCAUUGUACAGGCUAUUCAGACUCGUUUUGCCGGUGUGCUGGACGACAAAGAUGCCCUUCUCGCAGCUGCCAGUUGUCCAAAAUUCAAACUCCGAUGGCUGAGAGAUGCAGGAAGGAGGGAGCGAGUAAAACAGCUUCUGACAGCAGAGUGUUGCACCACUGCUCCUGUUGCAAAAAACCCUGCCAGUGUGCCCAGUGCUACUACAUCUAGCAGCCAAGGUGAGAUGGACUUUUUCACUUUUGAGGCAGAGCCAGAGGAGGAGACCUAUUCUGCAGAAAAAGAAGUCAUGGACUACCUGAUGUCAGGCUACGACCUUCAGAUUCUGCAUAAGUUUUCAAGCAUAAAGACAAUUUUAAAACACUCCAACCCCAUCAAGUGCUCCUGUGGAGCGACUUUUUAGUCUGGGAGGUUUGGUGCUCACGUCUAAAAGAAAUCGACUUUCUGACAAAAGGUUUGAGAAGCUUCUGUUAAUGAGGUACAACCACUGGUUUACUCGCUCCACUCUACUGUUUCCCCCAUAACAUGCGAUGACAACGUAUACUGAAAAAAAGAGAAUAGGGAAUCCAAUUUAAAUAACUAUUUACAAGUAAUUGAAUUAAGUUUUUCAAAGUCACUUAAUAAACUUAUAAAAGUUGUCAAGUUGAUUAAGUUAAAUCAAUUACUUGCAAGGAAGUAAGGCAAUUUAUUGAAGUUGGACCUGCAGUCUCUUUUUUUUCAUAAGAUUAGUCCAAAGUUACAAAAGCGGACAAUAGUGCUUACAUGUGGAUGGUAUAAAAAGUAUCUUAAGGGAAGUCAAGAAAGACUG